Molecule: messenger RNA, 479 nt
Organism: Dipodomys ordii (Ord's kangaroo rat)
Lineage: Eukaryota; Metazoa; Chordata; Mammalia; Rodentia; Heteromyidae
Product: CMRF35-like molecule 3
Exons: 2
Coding region: 51-473 (140 amino acids)
Cellular component (GO): plasma membrane
Molecular function (GO): transmembrane signaling receptor activity
Source: RefSeq, a predicted model, not a curated record
AUCACGAUGGUGUGGGGGUGCAGGUUGUCAGGGUGGGGGCUGACAGGUGUAUGGACUGGUGUGUUCCAGGCUGCUGCACUGCAGAGAGGGAUAUCAGUGGCCCUAGGACAGUGAGUGGCCCAGAGCAGGGCUCCCUGACCGUGCAGUGUCCAUAUGCUUCGUCGUGGAAGACCUACAACAAGUGGUGGUGUCAAGGAGCAGGUUGGAGCAGCUGCAGGAUCCUUGUUCAGACCAGUGCAGAAGAGCAGAAGGUGAAGAGGGGCCGUGUGUCCAUCACGGAUGACCAGAUAAACUUCUUGAUCAUGGUGACCAUGGAGGAUCUCAGGAUGAGUGACGCAGAUGUGUAUUGGUGUGGAAUCGAGAGAACUGGAAUAGAUCUUGGGGUCAAAGUUCAAGUGACAAUCGACCCAGCAUCCACCUCCGUGGAGGAGACCAGCUUCUUCACGACUGUGAUCAACGUGAAUGUCAGGUAAGCCAGC